AUGAGUAUGGAAAACAUAAGCGUCCAAAGUUUGGAUCCUUCUGAGUCCCCUAAUUCGGCUUCUCCUGAUCCCGUUGCUUCCCAGCAAGCAGGAGCCAGUAAGCGGCGUCAUCGCAAAGAUGAAUACUCUAAGAUGGCUGCAGACCUAGUCAACGAAGAGAACGAACAGCGCAAGAGAGAGACGGAAAAACAGGCACUGGAAAGAUAUCAGAUGAUUGACAAGAUUGGGGAAGGAGCAUUCUCUACCGUCUACAAAGCAUUGGAUGUGCAGACUAACGAGCCUGUCGCAGUGAAGGUCAUAAAAAAGUAUCAACUGGAUAAAAGCCAGCAAGCGUCAGUCCUGAAGGAAGUCACAAUUAUGAGGCAACUGGAUCACCCAUGCAUUGUGAGGUUCUAUAACUUCAUUGAAACAGAAGAGUUCUAUUUCAUUGUACAGGAACUUGUGUCGGGUGGCGAAAUUUUUAACGAGAUCGUUAAAUACACAUACUUUAGUGAAGACCUCUCCAGACAUGUGAUCACUCAGGUUGCACAAGCCAUCAAGUAUCUCCAUGCGGAAAAGGGAGUUGUUCACCGUGAUUUAAAGCCAGAAAAUAUUUUUUUCAACCCUAUCAAGCAUAUUCCCUCAAAGUCUCCUAGAUUGCGGAAGAGCGAUGAUCCGAAUUCUAAACUAGACGAAGGUGAAUUCGUUCCCAAUGUUGGCGGCGGUGGAAUUGGAUCGAUCAAGAUCGGUGAUUUUGGCUUGUCGAAACAGAUAUAUGCGGAUGCCUCUCUGAAAACGCCUUGUGGAACUAUUGGGUAUACCGCUCCAGAAAUUGUGAAAGACAUGAGAUACUCUGAGGAAGUUGACAUGUGGGCUUUAGGAUGCGUUCUUUACAUUCUGCUAUGUGGUUUUCCACCAUUCUUCAACGAUCAAAUUGAUGUUUUGACUAAAAAAGUUGCCAAAGGAGAGUUCGAAUUUCUAUCCCCUUGGUGGGACGAAAUAAGCGACGGGGCCAAGAACUGUGUUUCAAAAUUGCUUACGGUUGACCCACGAGAAAGAUAUACCAUUGACGAUUUCUUAAAUGACCCGUGGAUUUCAGAGUUUUCAAAUAGAUGUCGUCAAGCUCAGCUUUUCCAAGCACAGCAGCACCAACUUUUGCACCAGAAGAAUUCGAUAUCUUCGGAUUUGAACUACAGCAUUCAGAGCGCAUCUAUUGGAUCAGACUCUUCUCAGGAGCCAAUGGUCUACGCUCCACUGCCAGCUACUGCCAGUUCAGGAGCCAUUCCAUCUCACCUGUCAAAACAAAACCCUACCUUGUACUCGCCUGCGGCCAUUGCUAUGAGGGAGGCGUUUGAUAUCUCGGCUGCAGUUCAUAGAAUGGGAGAAGAGGCAGCCAUGAAGAAGUAUUUGAGGCAGCAUAAGAAUGGAAGAUCCAAACUGGGAGCUCUUGCGGAAGACGACGAAAUGGUUGAGCCCGAUCCAAAUGAGAUACAUCCGGAAGUGAGGAAAGCAAACCUCAAAUUUGAAAAGGAGUCGUCCAGAGGCGCUGUUAUUGAUGACAACUCUAUUUUUGCAUCAAACAACGAGCUGAGCUCGAGUGGGGAUGGAUUUUCGGACGUGGAUUCAUCAUCCAAACCGUUUGAACUGAACCUCAACACGGCCACCAUUUUAUCGAGAAGAAAGAAAAAGGCGCUGGUGGCUUACACGUGA
Ogataea angusta is the source of this 1689-nucleotide messenger RNA. RefSeq lists its product as uncharacterized. Gene Ontology annotation, molecular function: protein kinase activity; ATP binding. Bases 1 to 1689 code for a protein of 562 amino acids. Gene Ontology annotation, biological process: protein phosphorylation. Lineage: Eukaryota; Fungi; Ascomycota; Pichiomycetes; Pichiales; Pichiaceae. The record is from RefSeq and is a predicted model, not a curated record. The transcript has a single exon.